AUGCUAACCCUAGCCUCCUCCGACCGUCGCAUCCCCCUUCGCCUUCACUCUACACGCGGCACACGGCGAGUCGGCGACUCAGCCUCUCCCCUCCGAUUCUCGGACCUCCGCCAACCCCUCCGCCUCCCGCCUCGGUCUCUGGCGUCGGCCUUCAAGAACUGUCUCCAGCCUCCGCCUCCAACCUCUGCGUCCGGGCUCCGCCUCCAGCCUUCGGCCUCCGUCGGCCUCUGCCUCCGAGCAAAAAGAAUUGAAUUAGAAUUGGCGCUGUUAGUAAGGGAUGAUAUAACAUUCAAGGACCCGUUGAACACAUUUUCCGGCAUCUCAAACUACAAACUAAUAUUCUGGGCAUUAAGAUUUCACGGGAAAAUCUUAUUCCGAGAUAUAUCUCUCGACGUGCUACGAGUCUGGCAGCCAUCCGAGACAAUAAUUCUAAUUCGAUGGAACCUAACUGGAGUCCCCAGGGUUCCGUGGGAAGCAAAAGGCCAAUUUCAAGGCACGUCGAGGUACAAACUGGACAGACACGGAAAAAUUUACGAGCACAAAGUCGAUAACUUGGCGUUCAAUUUUCCACAGAGAUUGAAGCCCGCAGCUUCUGUUUUGGACUUGGUGGCCGCUUGCCCUGCCAGCCCAAAUCCGACAUUCUUGUGGGGCCCGGUUGAAAGCCCGUCUUGUUCGUGGGUGGAGUUGUAUCGGGCCGUGAAGGAGACGUUGGACCGGGAAGGUUCGAUGAUUCAUCAUAAUUGCUUGGCGACGUGUUCCUAA
Striga asiatica is the source of this 762-nucleotide messenger RNA. Lineage: Eukaryota; Viridiplantae; Streptophyta; Magnoliopsida; Lamiales; Orobanchaceae. The record is from the annotation of a GenBank genome assembly.